UUUGUCCCUUUAACUCCUUUAACCCUUUCAAAUUUGUUCAGGAGUAAGGGAAAAAUUUUCCUUCAGACUCGAUUAACGAAUUAAAGAAGAUGAGUUUGAUAUAUAUAUGUAAGAUAAAGAAUCGGGAAGAAUUUUAAAGAUCUCACUUCCAACAAUUGAGGAAGAUAAUUAGGGUAUUGGAGAAGCAAAGGGUAUUGGACACUAGAGUUGAACAUUAUUGUUGAACAAUAUCUUUUCAAAAUAUAUCAAAAGAAUCUUGACAUUAAUUAUCCGAUAAUUUAAUAACUAAUUCAAGUUAUUAUUACUAUACUGCAUAUAUAAUAGAGUUGAUCUUAACAAUUAACGCGAAAAGAAUUAAAAUGUUGAUCGAAAACGCUUUGCUUGCAUGUACAGUGUACUUGUGUCAUUUAUCAAACAAGUUUAUAAAACUUUGUUUGUUCGAACGAAUACGAACGAGACUCGCUAAUUAUUCCGUUACGCAAAAGGAAUGGAGCAAGAACGAGGUAAGAAAUUAGCGGAUGAAAAGUGAAGCGAAUCAUGGAAAGUGUUUUCGAAUAAUUGCCAAUUAUCAUUCCCUCGAAAAAAUUCCCAAUAAUUAAUCGCUAUAUCGAGUUCGAUUAUGGCGUCGAUUCUUCGCGAAAAGGAAGCUCGUUUCUUAAAUUUUGAGAUAAAUUUACGAAGUAAACGAGUAAAAUUGUUUUGAGAAAAUUGAUCUCCUUAAAUGUUCCAUCGCUUUUUUUCUAGAUUGCAAGAGUUGUUUAUAUAAUUAAAUAAAUAAUAGCCGUGUAUUAAUUGUGUUUUUUUUUUUGAAUAAAUGAAAGUCGAUAUAAAUCUUCAUAUCUUUUAGAUAAUUUUAAAAUUUGUAACUAGUCAAAAUUUGUUAAUUUUGUAUAUGUCGUGAAAUAUUACUUCGUAUAGAUAGUAAAUAAAUGGCAAAAGUUAUAAAAAUAUGGAACUUUACUCCAUUCACAAUCGUUCGAGUGAAAUGAAAAAAAUAAUAAAGAUAUAAAACGAGCUAGUACGUUAAAUAGGGCAAGUCUCUAUUCCACUCCGCUAUAAAAUUCGUGGAAGAAUAUAAUAACUCGCCUUUCCAAUUCGUCAAAUGUCUCUCUAUUUUUCAAUCACUCUUACUCUAUUCAGAAACUUUAAUUUGCAAAACAUUGUCUUCCCAACUAACAAUCUAUUAACCACCCGAGAAUGAAAUCACGAUUGAAAGUCGAAAUACAAGAGGAAUAUGACAAUAGGGAAGAAAGUAAUAUAGACGCAAUCGAAAUUGAAUCAUCGUCGAAAGCAAGGUGAGUAAGAAAUUUCUCCAUUUAACAUACGCUUGGAUAUUAACAUUCUCUCCUUUUCCAUCGAACGAUUCUUUCCGUUUCUUCUCUCUGUCUCUCUUCCAUAUCUUCAUAUUUUUUCCAAUAUCUAAGAAAUCGAAAAAAUUCGAGAACAUUGGUUUUCCACACGUUUGGUUUUUUGACAUACAUUAUUACAGAAAAUAGAGCCGGCCGUACUUUCGUUCGUAAUCUCGAAAUUUUUCUUUUCACGAGGACUUUUUCUUUUUCCAAUCGUCGAACAAGUUCGAAUCGACCUCGAAACAAUCUCGAGAAGAAUUAGAAAAUGAUCGGUUGCGGAUGAUAUAUAUACAGUGGCCGACUUGGUGAGGUUGUCGGGUGUAACCUAGAAAAUUAAUCGCGAAAAUCCAUCGAACGUUAUACCGUUAACGCAGGAGAUGACGAAGUUUCGCGCUGCUGUUAAAUAUUUAAAGAGACCCGGAACGAGACAAUGGAGCGGCGCCCGCGAAUAAGGCAGUUGCCAUUCCGAGGCACGCGCCAUUCCAAAGAAAGAAAAAAGAAAAAAGAAAAAAAAAAAAAAGAAAAGAGGAAGAGAAGAAGAGGAACGAUGCACGGAUCGAUUGGACAUUGUUUGCCGGGCGAAUGACACGCUCUGGCUGAGCUACUUACCAUUAGGAAUUCGCGAUAAAUCCUUAUUAAAAAAAAGAAAAAAAAAAAAUGAGCACAUUCGAACAUUUAUUUGCCCGAGAAUACACACACACACAUAUAUAUAUAUAUACGUAUAUGGUUAAUUGAAGAUCGGUGUUUACUUUGAAAAGAAAAACACGGAGAAAUGGAUAGAGGUGAACUGCAAUUAAAAGUAUCGACAAGUGCUAUCGACCAAUUUCAUUCACUAUAGCGUGUAUCUAAACCGCUAUUGACACUGUAAAUAACGAGCCGGUGAAAGUAGAGUUUAUCUCUCUCUCUCUCUCUCUCUCGAAAAAUGCAUGCGAAAAAUUUAUAUCCUAUGUCUCGAAGGAAAUACUUGAAUUUUAGAGUGAGAUCGAGUGAGAUCUGCCUUCUUUCGUCUACCAACUCAACUUCGAGCUUCGAUCGACGUUUAAGUGUACAGUUAUGAAGCCGAUUCUCGGUACGUAACACGGAAUAUAUCGGUAGUGGACAAAAGAAAUAAUAAUAAUCCUCGGAGAAACUAUCGGUAAUCAUAUCAUCAAGCGUCGUCGUAUCAGGAAAUCCAUCAAUGCAACGAGUGGCUUUGUACGACCACGUCUGUGGGUCAAGGUGAACUGCUUGCUCGUUGCACGUGGACGUACAAGAUACCUAUAUAUGCGCAUUCGUCCCAAUUAUCUCUCGAACGCUUUUCAAUCCUAGAAUUUGGGGAAUGCCGGAGAGGAUUUAGAUGAAUUAUAUAUCCGCGUCGAACGGUGAUCCGAUCGUGAAGACAAUAAUCCAUUGAUCCGCGGAUCUAUCGAUCCUUGGAAUACAAUAUCAAAGACGAGAAUUCAAUUCGAUAAAAAUAUUAUAUCGAUUUUUAAAAUUAAUUCCAAAAGUGCAACAGUGCUUUUUUUUUUUUUGGAUCAUCGAAAGAUAUCAUCCUCUCUCCACCACACGGUGUCCUCUCGUCUCCCUACUGACCCAAAUCUGGGAACUUGGGCGAUCGGUAUUGCCCGCGCUACUAGGGUCCGGCCAGCUUCUUGCGCCAACUCGGGGAAGAGUCGGCCGUUUGUUUAAAAAAUUAUUGAAGAAAGUUCGGCGUGACGGGGAGGUGGGUACAACAACGACGGUGUACCAAGCGCGAUGACGCCUUGUGUGUGCCUUAGUCGUUCGUCGUCGUCACACGCGUCAUCCGCCGUGAGAGUGGGGAUAUUGGGGAGGGUCCCAGCUGGCGAACACCUAUAAAGAUAGAAGCUACGGAGGGUCAGAUCACACUUUGCUCCGAAAAUUUUCCGAGGAUCGAUUCUCGUGGACAGUGAGAAAGAGAGAGAGAGAGAGACAUUUGCCAAUUGUCAGGAAAGAUGAACAAGCUGGUGAUUCUGGGAUUUCUCGCCGCUUCCGCGACGGCUGUGCCCACGUCGGUUGUUAACAACGUUCAACUGAACAGGGAUCUCGAUUGCUUCGAGCAAGAGAACGCGUUGUUCAGCUGUAUUUCCGUCAAGACUGUCAGCAUGCUGGACAGAGCUGCCAGGUCCAGCGAUAUUGAGAUCAUCGAUGGGGUCAAGUUUGUAAGGGAAACGCCGAUGGAGCGGAAUGGAAAAGAGCUGAGGAGCGAAGUGGACAUCAUGAACGAGCUGCCGAGAGACGCGUCGGAUAGAGCCAUCAAGCUGAUGGGUAUGAUGUUCGACUCGGUCAUAUCCUUCGUGAAAUCCCACAGUUUGAAGCUGAGCAUGCCCGAGGAGGGCUCGAUCUCCCGCGCUCUGGACCAAGGUCGUACCAAGAUAAAGAAGAUCGCGUUGCCGCUGAUCGCCGCGGCGGGGGUGAAAUUAUUCGCCCUUAUCCCAAUUGUGCUCGGAAGUCUCGGCCUCCUGGUGAUGAAAGCCCUUUUCGUGGGCAAGAUCGCCCUUCUCCUUGCCGGGGUAUUGGCUUUCCAGAGGCUGUUCGGCAGCGGAAACGGGGCGACGAGUUUCUUCAACAAGAACAAUCAGCCGUCAACUGGAUGGGUGGACAACGGAGGUGGGCAAGGUUGGUCGUCGGGCAACGUCGCUUCGAACGUGCAACCUCAGGGUUACUACAGAAGCUUCAACGAUCAAGAAACGGAUGCCCAUUCUAUGGCAUACUCGGCCCAGGCGCCGAUCACGAACGAAACCAAUUGAAACUCGGGUCGGAUGAAAAAUAUCGCGAAAUGUUCGAACGAAGAGGAAUCGGUUGGUGGCCAUAUCUCGCGAGUCUGGUGCGUUUAAAUGAUGCUAUCUAGAUAAUUAAUUCUCGACUGCUAGAUUAAUAUUUAUUAUAUUAAUCCCUUUUGUAUUAAUAAAUUAUUCGUAUUCGACAUUUCUUACGAAACACCUCUUCUUAUUUAUUAAUUCGUUCAUCGUCGUCGAUCGUUAUUAGUCGAAUCAAUCCAAUUUGUUUUCGCUCUCUUCAUAAAGACAAUCCCUUUUUCUUGAAAAAUUUACAUUGAAAAAAAAAAAUCUCUGAAACGCAACAUCACUUUUGACACGAUUCUUGAAAAAUUUAUAUUGAAAAAAAAAAAAAAAAAAGAAAAAAAAUCUCCGAAACGCAACAUCACUUUUGACAACGAUCGCUCUCUUAAGUCCGAUAAGUCGAAAGCCGAUUUCUAAUUCGGGAGAAAUAAUUUGUUAUGCGCCUGCAAAAAAUAUUAUACACGCAAUGCAACGCGCGAAGGUGCAUAGAAAAGCGGCCGAUACGUGAUUAGUGUGUGUUCGCCCCGCCGCGAAAUAUCGAAAUGUUCGACAAUCGAAUGUCUGUGGCUCAUAUUCCAUUCAGAUCGGACGUACAGUUUCGUUUCCCACUCCCACCGCUCUUGUACCCCAUUUUCUCGCCUUCUCUCUCUCCUCCUUUCUUCCUCUUCGUUCGUUCCAUUUCCUUCUCUCCUUCUGACCGAAAACAGAUUCGGGACACGGCGGCAGCGGCGCAACAGCGGGUCGUCCGUUUUGCAUGCCGCGUGUUCCGUGUCACACGCGGCAACAGGCACGGAAAUCUAAUUUUCACCGAGAAACUUAUUACACACCGCCGUCUCGCUCAUCGUCCAAGGCGUACACCGUCCAAGGCGAGGAAGGCGGGCGGCAUUAUCGCGUGGCCAUCGGUUCAAAAAAAAAAAGAGAAAAAAGCGUCGCCUCUGGAAACUUUGCCGCACAUUGUGAUUGGAGAUUGGACAAAAGGCGCCGCCACGCACAUCCUUUUAUCGUUCUUACGAUUUCGAGAGACGAGAAAUAUCUUUAAUUGUUGAAGUACGAUUGUUCUUCUCUCGCCUCGAAUAGAUGCUCGUUUGAAUAGAGAAUUUGGUAGAAAGUAUCCGAGACAUGGACAUCUCCUCGUCCAUGCCUUUCCACGAAUAAAUCGUGAUUCUUAUUUCCAACGUCUCCCAAAUGGCAAAUGGACGCCGUUUGAAAAGAUGCUUCUUCCUACUUUUCUCUAAAACAAAUUAUCCGCACCUUAAAACGGCCUAUCAACUUUCACGCUUUUCAAUCAUCGUUAAGAUGCUCCUUCCAUUCCAGAAAAUUGUGUAUUCUCACUCCAAGUUUCUACAAAUCCGUAUUUCUCCAUUUAUGUCUCU
Messenger RNA from Apis laboriosa (Himalayan honeybee), 5520 nucleotides. RefSeq lists its product as uncharacterized. The record is from RefSeq and is a predicted model, not a curated record. Lineage: Eukaryota; Metazoa; Arthropoda; Insecta; Hymenoptera; Apidae. Bases 3302 to 4096 code for a protein of 264 amino acids. The transcript is spliced from 3 exons.